Messenger RNA from Folsomia candida, 2348 nucleotides. RefSeq names its product dehydrodolichyl diphosphate synthase complex subunit nus1-like. Bases 1348 to 2259 code for a protein of 303 amino acids. Gene Ontology annotation, cellular component: endoplasmic reticulum membrane; dehydrodolichyl diphosphate synthase complex. NCBI's taxonomy places the organism in Eukaryota, Metazoa, Arthropoda, Collembola, Entomobryomorpha, Isotomidae. The transcript has 5 exons. Gene Ontology annotation, molecular function: ditrans,polycis-polyprenyl diphosphate synthase [(2E,6E)-farnesyl diphosphate specific] activity. The record is from RefSeq and is a predicted model, not a curated record.
UUAAUCCUUCCUUGAGUGAAAUAACACUAGUCGUGCAGUAAUAUCAACGGGAGGAUGAUGGGUAUGACGUUAGGAAAGAUUUAGUAAUUCCAAUACGUCGAUGUGUAUUCAAUACCGUGUUUGCAAUUUGUAACUGUGGUAAAGUUCAUGUGGAAUUAAGUGCGUAUGUAAACGUGCAUGUGUGCUGCAAUAUUAAGCCAAUGCAAUGUUUGAUGUGAAAAUGUAUGUAGGCACAUUCGUACAUGUAUGGAUCAGGUAAGAAAAUUAAAAUAGCAUUGAAUUUUGUUGAUUAAUUUGAUAAAUAAUGCGAAAUGAGAUGUAUAUAUAAAUGGUAAAUUGUGGAAAAUUAAUUAUUGAAAGCUAUGUUUUUAAAGAUUGAUAUUGAUGAUAUUUACUCCAUUUAUGAACAUAUUGCCCUUAUCCGAAACCUCUUCGCAAUUAUUAUUGCUCACCGCUUAUGUACCAAUUAUAAAAUUUAUUUAGUGACUCUGAUGCUAAUUAAGUAGAUGACACUGACAUAAAAUACAAUAAAAUCUAUGAGUAUUGUAUUCAACAUUUGGCCCAUAUUUAUGGCAGAUCGAGAAAAUCUUCCCCUGCCUCAUAUGUAAGACCACAGUGCAGAACAGGUACAAUCCGAUGUAAGUACUUUCUCAUAGCAGCGUUGGGACACUCUUUGAUGUAUCCCAUUGACCACUAUUUUGCAAAAUGGCUUUAUAAUGUGCCUAAAUUAUCACCAAAUCACUUACAUAUUUACUUUCAGUGUUCAAUGUUCCAAUGUUCGACUUAGAUACUUCAAAAACCAGAAGGGGUUACUCUGACGAAGUGUUGUCGAAAAAUUUAGUUUUUAUUUUGUCAAUUUCGUCUGCUUUGUGCAUCUUUUUUAUCAAAUUUAUGAUUUAAUUUAUCAAAUUGGCGAGUUACUGCAACUCCCAAAAUUACCCCCCUCCCCCCCCGCCGGUAAACCUUGGUAGUGGACCUCUAGUAAAAUCUUUGAACUCGGACAAGGUCUCAUCGAGAAAUAUAUUUUAAGACCAGGUCGAUUAAGUAAAGAUGACAGAUCUAGUGCAGACAUACUAAUAAAAUGCCGGAUCCAUGAGCACUACCUAGGUCUGUAUAUCCAUAAAAACUCAAAUGCGACGUACAUCGUUAUUGUUAUUUUGUACAUUGUUAUUUUAGCUAGGUAGAAUUGGUUCUGUACACGCUCAGUAUGAGACGCAUGAAACCCAUUAGUGUCAUUGUAAUAAACUAACGAUAGCCUUAUUUUUACUGUAAAAAGAACAAUUUCAGCACUUUACACUCCUUUUGAAGAUACCGAUUGACUCAAACAACAGACACAACUUCUACGAGAUGGUACAUUCUACAAACUCUCUUGGACCACAAAAGCCAUUCUUGGCACAAGUUAGCAGAGAAAAGUGUUCAAAAUACAUAAUGAGCAGCUACUUGGAGUUAUUUCUCGGCCCAAUUAAGGUUUUAGCCUGGCUAAUUCUGCAUUUUAUAUGGAAAAUUAAAAAGUUUGAAUUUCAAACUUUAUUUCGGAAAUCAUGGGAACCUUCGAUUUACACUGAGAUAAAAACUCUGGCCCAGAUCUCCAAAGAGGACUUUCGCAAACUGCCUCAGCAUUUGGCACUCGUGUUUCAUAAUUUUGAGGAAGAACAACUUUUGAAGGUCGCCAGGAUUAUAACUUGGGCGUGGAUGAUGGACAUCCACAUUAUCUCGGUGUAUGAUGAAAAGGGAAUUAUUAAGACGAAUGCAUCACGAAUGCACAAAUUUAUCACAACCCUCCUCGAGGAAGUGCAGGCUGCCCAGAGUGCAAAGAACUUGAAGAUUAAAGAUUUACCGUCACUGAAAUUUUGCAAUUUCACAUUCAACAACAAAUUCGAGGGGAAUUAUACCUUGAAAAUUGUCCUGCUCGGAGAGGAUGAUGGGAAACAAGGGAUUGUAUCAGUUACAAAGGAUUUGUUCCAGAAAGGUCUAAAUUACAGGCCGACGAAUGGACUCUCGGAAGCGUUUAAUAAUAAAGCAUUGGAUUUUGUGACCUGGGAGACGGCAAUUAACAAAAAUGUUGGAUUGGAUUGGUGUGACACGGAGCCAGAGCUGAUGAUGGUUUUCGGAAAUGUUAAUUCGACGUUGGGUUUUCUACCGUGGCAUAUUCGACUCACGGAAAUUCACUGGCUCCCUACUUUGUACGCGUCAACUUGCGCGAGUUUUUUGGAAUCAUUGCAAAAGUUUAGUAGUUGUGAGAGGAGAGUUGGUGCAUAGUUUUGAAGGAAAAAGUGGCAUAUUCUGCAUAAUGCUGGUGUUCACACUGUUUAAUAAAAAUUGAAAUAAAAUAUGAAAUUAGUACAAUA